This is a messenger RNA of Gigantopelta aegis, 5951 nucleotides long. RefSeq names its product activin receptor type-2B-like. Gene Ontology annotation, biological process: protein phosphorylation; activin receptor signaling pathway; cellular response to growth factor stimulus. The record is from RefSeq and is a predicted model, not a curated record. NCBI's taxonomy places the organism in Eukaryota, Metazoa, Mollusca, Gastropoda, Neomphalida, Peltospiridae. Gene Ontology annotation, cellular component: activin receptor complex; plasma membrane. Gene Ontology annotation, molecular function: activin binding; activin receptor activity; ATP binding.
AUCAGGCGGCCAUAUUGUGUCAUCAAUGUUGUUUUGAUUGAGCAGAUUUGCAUGUUUUAUGCAUUUUGACCACCUAAUAUACAAAGUGGUGGUUGCCACCUCAUGGCAGGGAUCAAAAGACGAUUGCUGACUUUGAACACUUAAGCAGGCAGAUUGAUUUAUUUGGCGCAGAAUCUUCUCCGGCCAGGUCAUGGCAGUGGGUCUUGGGUCAGUUUGGAGCUUGCUGCUCACUGCACUUGUGAUUCAUUUAGCAGCCCCUCUCUUUGGGAAAAGUGAAUCGACAGCUGUGGGCGAUGCUGUGUCUCAGCAGUCGAUUCAGUGUGAGAAGUAUGACCACAUGUGUGACCCGAGUCGCCAGCACUGCCCCACGGUGGAGAACUGUACGGGGCUGUCGGAAUUACCGCAGCAGUGCUACGCGUCGUGGAUGAACAACUCGGACGGAAUCAAGUUCGUCUUCAAGGGAUGCUGGGUGGGCGAUAGCUGCGUCGGUCAGAAAGAAUGCGUGUUGAAGAGCAACCGUGCAUCCGUCAAGUUCUGCUGCUGCGAGGGGAUGUUUUGUAAUCGCCACGUCAACUACAGCGUCAGUCACGUGACGACCACCACCCCAUCGACGCCGACCGUAAUUCGUAAACAAGGCGGCGCGCAGCUCAUUCGGACGGUCAUGUACUCGAUUGUCCCGCUGUUCGGGUUCGCAUUCAUCAUCGUGGUGGUCUUUUGGAUGUGGAGGCGGCACCAGCGCAGCUACAACAGUCACGAGCCUUUGCCGACGGUAGACCCGGCGAUCCCGACGACACCGAGCGAGACUGCGCUGUACCCGCUGCAGCUGAUAGAGCUUCGCGCCCGCGGCCGCUUCGGCUCGGUGUGGAAGGCGCAGCUGUGGGAGAACUACGUGGCGGUGAAGAUCUUCCCCCUGCAGGACAAGCACUCGUGGAGUGUGGAGCAGGAGAUCUAUAACCUGGCCCACAUGAAGCACGACAACAUCCUCAACUUCAUCGCCGUCGAGAAGAGGGGAGACAAUCUGAACGUCGAGCUGUGGCUCAUCACGGAGUUCCAUGAGCUCGGAUCGCUGGCCGACUACCUCAAGGGCAACACGGUCACAUGGACUGAGAUGUGCAAGAUGGCAGAGAGCAUGGCGCUUGGUCUGGCCUACCUGCACGAUGAGAUACCCGCGGGCAAGGGGAGGGAGGCCAAGCCGGCCGUUGCGCACAGGGACUUCAAAAGUAAAAACGUGUUAAUAAAAAGUGACUUGUCUGCCUGCAUUGCGGACUUUGGACUCGCACUCAAGUUCGAGCCGGGAAAAAGUCCGGGUGAGACUCAUGGCUUGGUUGGCACGCGGAGAUACAUGGCCCCCGAGAUCCUGGAGGGUGCUAUAUGUUUCAACCGUGAUGCGUUUCUCAGGAUUGAUAUGUACGCUUGCGGGCUAGUCCUGUGGGAGAUCAUGACACGCUGCUCUGCUUUGAAAGCGGAGGAGUACCAGCUUCCGUUUGAAGAGGAGAUUGGCCUGCACCCGACGCUUGAACAGAUGCAGGAUUUGGUGGUCGUGCGCAAAGUCAGACCUGCAAUUAAAGACCACUGGCUUCUGCACCCUGGCCUGAGUCUUCUCGUCUCCACGGUGGAGGAGUGCUGGGAUCAGGAUGCCGAGGCCCGAUUGUCGGCUGGCUGCGUCCAGGCUCGCAUCGCUCAGCUGGCGCGCUCCGUCAAUAUUUCUACCUCGACUAGUAACCUCAUUCAGCCUUCACAGAUCGUCGUCGUCCCCAGCGGCGAACUUCCGCCGAAAGACGCACCUUCUCUGUGAACUUACAGCACAGUCUUUCUCUCUCUUCAGCUCGACAUUUAGCAACCUUUUCACCCCCCUGUUGUUGACGUUAGACUGCUCAUUCUCUAAAUGCAGACCUGUCUUAUUAUAGGAUAGAAGGGGUGGGAGGUUGUAUGAAUGGUUAAAAACUUCAGGUCUCGUAGUCUGAGAAAAGUUGGAAACAAACCAGGUACUACCUUUUUAAAAUGCAUUUUCACUGUGUAUGCUUGAUUGUUUGCAGCAAAUAUGGUUUUAACUUCGCUCUGACUGUUGCUUGUACCAGGUCACAAAUUCAGAGUUUAAAAAAAAAAAAAAUGUUAGAGGUGUUUUAACAUUAGGUGCGAACUGGGCAUCAGUGUUGAAACAAAUUGCUUUAAUUUUACUUUUGAUUGUACAUACACAUACUGCAAUCAGUGUUUUCAUUUAAAUGUUAAAAUUCCUCAAGUUAAUUGAUUAUAUAUAUAUAUAUAUAUAUAUAUAUAUAUAUAUAUAUAUAUAUAUAUAUAUAUAUAUAUAUAUUAAAUUGUUUCUAUCUUGAUGAUUUGGGGUGGGGAACAUUUUGUUCAGUAUCAUGUGAUUUGCUACACACAUUUCAGAGAUCGUUAAUCAAUUUUAAGACAUUAACUUGUAGUUCCUAAUACAUUUUCAGAAAUUUCACCAAUCAAGAUUUUGAAAAGAAAAUAUUUCCUGUUAAGGAGUUUUACUCUUGGUAAUUUGGUGGGGGGGUGCGAUGGAAGGGUAGAUCAUGCGAAUAAAUUAUAAGUUGAAGUGUAAUUGCGACGACAAUAAAAAAAUAAGAAGACAUGCAUUAUAACAAAUCAGAAUUCAGAUUUUAAUGAAGGAUGACAAAUUUCACUACAAAAACCUGUCAAAUUUUUAAUCGUGAAAUAAUUUUAAAUAUGUUGUCAUGGACUUGCUGAAUGUUUUGGAAUAAUAGCCAAGUGCUAUUUUGAUUUUAGUUGUGUUUUUCACUUUGAAUAUUGUAGAUGGUUCUUGGUAAUUGCAAAGAAAUAUUUUAAUAUAUUUUCCUAUAAUAUGAAAUUGGCAGUGAAAUGAAAUUAAUUACAAACGUCUCGCCGUUGUACUCUAAUCUGAUUGGACGACGUCGCUUAAAAAUAAUGUUAUCCUUCGACAAACCUCUAAAAAUAAUGUUAUCCUUCGACAAACCUCUGAAAAUGAUGUUAUCCUUCUACAAACCUCUGAAAAUUAUGUUAUCCUUCGACAAACCUCUGAAAAUGAUUUUAUCCUUCGACAAACCUCUGAAAAUUAUGUCAAGCGAUGUCAUUAUAUAAAACGUCAUGGAAAGGACUUCAGAAACGUUUUUUUUGUUUUGUGUGUGUAUUUUUACCUAAAUAAAUAGUUUUUGUGUAAUUAUUACAAUUGUUUGCCAUUUUUGUGUGAAUUUAUCAAUGUAUAAGAGUCACAACGUUAGUAUAAAAUGGCUUCGCUAUGCUACGUAAUUUUAUACAAUUUGUGACUGUGAUACAUUGAUAAAUUCUCCAAACAAUUACAAACAAUUCUUAUAUAUACACUUGAAAUUAUAAUGCUAAUCAGGGUUCGAAUUUUUCAGUUUGAAUGUUGUAGAUGUUUCUUGGUAUGUGCAAAGAAACAUUUACUAUAUUUUCCCAUGAUUAUGGAAUGGCACUGAAAUGAGAAUACACUUCGAAUUAUAAUGCUAAUCAGGGAUUGAAAUUGGAUGAAAUACUGUCCGGCAGGCAACAAAUACUGCUGGUCGAAAAGAUCGCCCGGCUUGAUCUGUAUAAUGAUCUUAUGUUGUACGGGGGAAAAACAUUCGGGCUGGCUGUAUUUCAACCACUGCUAAUUAUUACCAAAUCGGUGCCAGUAUCACAUUUUAUGAUCAUAUAUUUUUUUUUAAUGUUUUAACCAGUCUAGGUUUAUUCAUUGAGUAUAUCUUACAUUGUGUUGAUAAUUGUGAAAAAAGUUUUCAUUUUUAAUACGAGUAUGAUGUCUAUGUUGUUUUAAGCUUCUCACCAUGAUGGUAUAUCAUUUUAAUUAAUGUCUUUCAUGAAAGCUUUAAAAGAUUUUAAACGUUUUACUACUUGCAGGUACGCUAUAUAUUUGGUAUAGGGCUGUAUUUUUACUGUGAUUUUUUUUUUUUUUUUUUUUAUAAAGCAGUUAAAACAAUGUUUAUGUCUUAAUCGGGCACACAAUGUUUGUGUGUGGACAUUUUAUUAUAAAUUAAUUUUAAACUGAAUGAUUGGAAACGGUGCCCAGGACUUAAAAAAUGAAAUGUAGAACAGCAUAUUGGAUAUGAAUGGUUGAUGGCUCGAGGGCAGCUAGUAUUUAUUUAUAGGAUAUUAAACGAGCUUCCAUUUUGAAUCGUGUUUAUGUCCUGAGUAAAAUAAUUUUCAGUUGUCACGAGCUUUAGCGAGUGACAAAUGAACAUUAUUUCACUAGGAGCAUACACAUGAUACAAAAUGGUAGCGAGUUUAAUAUCCUAUAUAUUACCCGUAAUCAUUUUCAGUUUAUAUUCAAUGAACCUGUUUGAUUAACGUUCCAGUAUGGUUGUAGUGUGCCCUAUACAUGGACGUCAUCUUAUGACAUCGGUGUGUUGGGUCCCACUUGGCAUCUAGUGGGACGUGUGGGUUUGAUACGAACCGAGAUAUUUUUAACCGUCUGGGUAAUAAUGUCCAAUAUUAAAUGGCUGGUACCUAUAGACUCUGUGCGUGUUGUAGUGCUUGUGUCAGUUUGUGUUUGUAAGGAUGUAGCCGUAGGGCAGGCAUGUGCAGCGGUAUUUCUGUGAAUGAUAAAAUGACUCUUGGAACAAGUCAUUUCGAAGGGCCAAUUAUUUGUCAGGUCAAGUUGGAAUUGAGAAGGCAGUAGUCAUAUAGUUUGGUUUUUGUACCUCAUUGUCAGGGUUUAGGCAGCACAGGAAAUAAUAAUUUGUCAAAUAAAGUGUCACAGAAUAAAGUCUCAUUAAGGAUGUUAAUUCUCAAAUUUUUGGCAGAAAUUGUUACAGAAAUUAAUUUGAUAUGCUGUGUUCAUUUGUCUGUCUUGUCUGUUUUAUCUGUGGUGUGUCUUUGCAGGUGCAAAGCUAAGAUCAAAUUGCAUUGUCAUGUAGGCUCCAUAAAAACUUAACCAGACUUUCAUACCUUGAAUAAAUUUAGUAUUUUGUGACGAGGGCGAAAGAAGUAGACUUGUACAUAGCUGUAUAUACGAUAUAUAGUAGUUAUUUCACCAAAACAAUGCAAGGUGGGUAGUUGGAUAGUGUUGCAAGUAUAAUCUGUUGUGUAAUUGGUUCUUCUGUACAGAUAUUUAAGCAAAACUGGCACGCCGAGAUAGUGCAUAACGUUUUCUUGUGGCAGCAGAACUGGUUUUCUCUGUAUAUGCAUGUAAUAAAUGUACACUGAAAUUGCAUUAGAAAAUCACACCAAACUUUUUAAUUGGCAUUUAUCACUGAAUAAACUGCGAAUUCAGCAGUAUAUUACGUGCUUCUGUGAAUCACUGAUUUGGGUUAGGAAGGGUUAGAUUAUGAGAUGGAGGCCCAAAGUAUCUAGAUUACUCCAUUUUUUACAGUUCUGGUUGAUGGAAGGAAGGAAAUGUUUUAUUUAACGAUGCACUCGACACAUUUUAUUUACGGUUAUAUAGCAAUGGACUUGUGGAUGAGGAUCACACAGAGGAAACCCAUUGUCGCCACUUCAUGGGCUACUCUUUUUGAUUAGCAGCAAGGGAUCUUUUAUAUGCACCAUCCCACAGACAGGAUAGUACAUACCAUGGCCUUUGUUAAACCAGUUGUGGAGCACUGGCUGGAACGAGAAAUAGCCCAAUGGGCCCACUGACGGGAAUUGAUCCUAGAUCGAUCAUGCAUCAGGCGAGCGCUGUACCACUGAGCUACGUCUCGCCCCGUCAGCGUUCUGGUGGCAUCCUAAAAACAAGUCCCAAUUUCAGUGCCUGCUGAGCAAUAUGCAUCUAAUAAUGGGACGUUAUGGCUUGUGAGAUGGUGGGCUCUUUUUCCUUUUGAAAUCUUUGCUCUGCAUAGCGCGAAAUUGGAUUGGCAUCUAAAGGAGGCCACUUUUUAAAGGGACAUUCCUGAGUUUGCUGCAAUUGUUAAGAUGUUAUCGACUAACAGAGACUUUAAUAACUGUACACAUAAAAUAUUUUUUCUGCAUGAAAUAUUAGUGGCUGGAUAUUAAAC